Molecule: messenger RNA, 1299 nt
Organism: Fusarium falciforme
Lineage: Eukaryota; Fungi; Ascomycota; Sordariomycetes; Hypocreales; Nectriaceae
Product: General substrate transporter
Exons: 4
Coding region: 1-1299 (432 amino acids)
Biological process (GO): carbohydrate transport; transmembrane transport
Cellular component (GO): membrane
Molecular function (GO): carbohydrate:proton symporter activity
Source: RefSeq, a predicted model, not a curated record
AUGCCAAACAAGCAAAGGAUAUACAACUGGUAUGCCGCUCUUGUGGCUGCCGGUUGCAUGGUGUUGAUGGGAUACGACGCUUCCGUCUUCAAUUCCGUUCAAGUUUCACCGAACUGGGUAGACCAUUUUGGCAAUCCGAGCAAUUAUAUGAUUGGAUUGAUCAAUACUACGUAUACCGUCGGUGGCAUCACCGCUGGCUGGUUCUUCGCAGGUCCGCUGGCUGACUACUUUGGCCGCCGCUGGGGAAUGGCAAGUGGAUGCAUUCUCACUAUUUUUGCGACAUUCGUCCAGACCUUUGCUCCAAGACACAAACUCGGCCUCUUCAUCUUCGGACGUGUUCUCAUCGGAUUUGGCCAGGGCCUGGCAAUCGCCGCCGGUCCCGUUUACAUCGGAGAGAUUACACCCUCGGACAUCAGAGGCAAAGUCAUGGCUUUUUGGCAGCUCUUUUACUCGGUGGGAUCGUUCAUUGCCUACUGGAUUAACUAUGUCUCUGCUAGACACCGUGAUAGUCUCGGGGACUGGGACUGGAAGAUGGUCGUCAUCUUUCAACUGCUGCUUCCAGUGCUCAUCACCAUUCAGCUUCCGUGGAUUCCAGAGUCCCCACGAUGGCUGAUCCAUCGCCGCAACGAUGUUGACGCCGCUAGUAAGGCUUUGCUCCGGAUGCGUUCUGACUCUGUCGAGGUCGAGGCAGAGAUCCUAGCCAUACGUCAGGCGAUCGAGUACGAAAAGGAAGGCGCCAGCACUGGAGCAAAAGGGUACCUUCAAAUGAUCAAGGAUCCCAGUAUUCGAAAGCGUCUCCUUCUGGGGUUUGCUAUCAAUAUCGGGCAGCAACUCGGUGGGCAGGGGACGCUGAACUCAUACUCCUCCACUAUCUACAAAAAGGUCUUCCAGAGCAUCGACACUAUCAACCUUAUCAAUGCCCUGAAUGCCACUUGUGGAAUCCUAUUUACCCUCAAUGCUGUCUGGACAGUAGACCGCUUUGGGCGAAGGGUGCUCUUUAUCGUCGGAGCCAGCGGCAUGGCCCUCUGCACUAUGCUCAUAGCAGUGGUAGGGCUUACCACCCCUGGAGUUGACGGUGCCAAGUCUUACUCCGUGGGUAUCGCUAUCGCAUUUCUCGCCUUCUUGUUUAUCUUCUUCUAUAAACCCUCCUGGGGUGCUACCACCUGGAUUUACACGAGCGAGAUCUUCCCAAUUGCCGUUCGGGCUCAGGCAAUGGGAAUGUGUUCCCAGAUGCAAGGGAUUGCCAAUACGAUCUUCCAGCAGUUCUUUCCGCAAUUCUACGCUGACUGUGGCCUGUAA